AUGAUAUCGAUAAUCAUUCGUGAAGUUUGCCUAGCUCAUAAUGAAAUUCUAAAGGAUCUCGUUAAGAUGCCCACCACAGCAGAAGGAUGGCUUAAUAUAGAAGAAGGAUUCAGGGCUAAAUUUCCACAUUGCUUUGGUGCAUUGGAUUACAAGCAUGUAGUCAUUGAAUGCCCAACGCACAAUGGAACAAAGUAUUUCAAUUAUAAGAAAACUUUUAGCAUUGUCCUUUUGGCUUUAGUGGAUAGCAAAUACAAAUUUGUAUUCGCAGACAUCGAGAAUCAAGGAAGGAAAAGUGACGGCGGCGUCUUUAAUAAUUGUUUACUAUGGAAAAGAAUAAUUAGAAACGAGAUAGAUUUUCCACCACCAUUUCCACUUCCAGGAUCCAAUAUUAAUAUUCCAUACGUGUUUCCAUUGAGUCAAAAAAACCAUGAAGUAGGCUCACCAAAAAGGUUAUUUAACCAAAAUUUAUCUAGAUCCCGAUCCCUGUUGUAG
Messenger RNA from Pieris macdunnoughi, 492 nucleotides. The record is from the annotation of a GenBank genome assembly. Lineage: Eukaryota; Metazoa; Arthropoda; Insecta; Lepidoptera; Pieridae.